Messenger RNA from Triticum aestivum (bread wheat), 486 nucleotides. RefSeq lists its product as uncharacterized. The transcript is spliced from 5 exons. The record is from RefSeq and is a predicted model, not a curated record. The coding region runs from base 1 to 486 and encodes 161 amino acids. Gene Ontology annotation, biological process: transposition. Lineage: Eukaryota; Viridiplantae; Streptophyta; Magnoliopsida; Poales; Poaceae.
AUGGAGCCACUUGAGGCUACGUCGCAGCCGAACCGAUUGGGGGACUGGCCGGAGUCGAGUGGCCAUGCUGAUGGUGGCGAGGGUGGCUAUAGUUCUGAUAGCUAUAGUGAGAGUGGUACAAAGAUCCCGCCCACCCCAGCGACCCCUGACCAGAGGUGGUUGAUUACGCCUGAUGGGGAGAAGUCUUGGAAACACGGUCGUGGUGUCCGCAGGCCCAACACAGUCCUUGGUGUGAUUUGUCGCCAGAGCUUCCCGGGGUGGGUCACGUUGCCCGGUGAGGGCCAGGUUCCAGAGCUAGGAAUGACCUGGGAGCACUACUUGGCUGCCCCGGCCCCGCCGGGGGAGAGGAUCGGCGGUGUCGAGUGCCACACGGUGGCCGACGUUGUGAUCCAGACGUUUUGGACCUUUUACAGGUGUGCUGAGGGACAGGAGGAGGCCGCGGCUCGGGAUGUCCAAGUCGAAGUGCCGCACAAAGUAUCUGAGUAA